Staurois parvus is the source of this 294-nucleotide messenger RNA. The record is from the annotation of a GenBank genome assembly. NCBI's taxonomy places the organism in Eukaryota, Metazoa, Chordata, Amphibia, Anura, Ranidae.
AUGUCUGUACCAAAAGCGGUAACCCCGAGCUACACUCGGGCUUACCAUGCAGCGCUGCAUAGGGAGUCCCUGCAGCACUUACCUUGUCCUUCGCUCCCGCGAUGUGUCCCCUGCAGCGUCCCAGGCCAUCUCCUCCGGCUGAUGCCGGCAUCCGGCUCCUGUGUUUUGGUCCCUGUGACGUACGGGCGCCAGCGGCGGGAAAUUUGAAAAUUUAAAAAAAAAAGUCAUUUUUUUCAAAACGAUUUUACAUAUGCUCUGUCCUGUCCCCUGCCUGCAUUUUGAAUGUUCUUUCUG